This is a messenger RNA of Musa acuminata subsp. malaccensis (wild Malaysian banana), 740 nucleotides long. RefSeq names its product arsenate reductase 2.2. Gene Ontology annotation, molecular function: protein tyrosine phosphatase activity. Gene Ontology annotation, cellular component: nucleus; cytoplasm. The record is from RefSeq and is a predicted model, not a curated record. NCBI's taxonomy places the organism in Eukaryota, Viridiplantae, Streptophyta, Magnoliopsida, Zingiberales, Musaceae.
GCUACCCAAGAAAGCCCCCAGCAAGAGAGAGAGAGAGAGAGAGAGCGAGGGAGAGAGGAUGGCGAGGAGCCUCACAUACAUCACGGCCUCUCAGCUCAUCGCCAUCGCUCGCAAUCCCCGCGUGGCCAUCGUCGACGUCAGGGACGAGGAGAGGAGCUACGACGCCCACAUCGCGGGGUCGCUUCACUACGCCAGCGACACCUUCGGGGAGCGAAUGCCUGACCUGCUGCAGGCUGUCAAGGGCAAGGACACCCUUGUCUUCCACUGCGCCCUCAGCAAGGUGCGUGGGCCAUCCUGUGCGCACAUGUUUCUGGACUAUUUAACGGAGGUGAAGGAAGAUGCAGGAAUCAACAAGGUUAUGGUUCUGGAACGCGGCUUCAAUGGAUGGCAUGCUUCUGGCCGACCUGUCUGUCGCUGCACCAAUGCUCCUUGCACCAGUGACAGCACCUAAACGGCAGGUGCAGAAUCACUAUAGUAUAUAAUAAACAUAAAAAAUCUCCAUCAAGGCCAUGCAAACUAUCAUCAAAGACCGGAAUGCAGAUUGAGCUGCUGAAAUAAUUCUUGUUCUCUAUAUAUAUUUGGGAAACAGAUGAUUGUAUUUUUUCGCUUUAUGGCAAUGAGGCUCGUUUGAUCGGAGCGCGAUGUUGUGCCAAAAUAUUUUGUUCAAGCCUCCAUUAUUACUUGAAAGUUUUGUUAUAGAUGCACUAAUCUAAUACUAGUCUCACAUCAGUGAUCUCCAA